This is a messenger RNA of Strongylocentrotus purpuratus (purple sea urchin), 3230 nucleotides long. RefSeq lists its product as uncharacterized. NCBI's taxonomy places the organism in Eukaryota, Metazoa, Echinodermata, Echinoidea, Camarodonta, Strongylocentrotidae. Bases 276 to 3170 code for a protein of 964 amino acids. The record is from RefSeq and is a predicted model, not a curated record. The transcript is spliced from 10 exons.
CUUCUGUACGCGUACGGCAGGGGUGAGAUUUUACACACUUAAUUUUGUCAACAAUCUUUUCAUAAUUAUAUCAUAAACAGAAAGAGUUUUUAAGGGUUGGUGGCAUUGUGUUUUAUGUUGUCAUAGUGUUUUUUCCAAGUACUCGAUCUUCUUUGUCUCUAUAACAGUAUAAGUCCAUCUUUUUUAUCUGUCAAUAAUCUGAUUUUACCAUCAGCCUCACUAAAAGUUUUUAGUAAAAGCCUCUUUCACACCGUCACUGUGGUCCCACCCCUUCAAUGUCGUGUCAGCCUAGGCCUGCGACUGGAGGGAGUAAAGGUGUGGUGGACGUGCUGGGGGGAGGGGGGUUGUAUGAGCAUUUAAUCCAUUUGGCAAAGCUUUGUAGGCUUUGUGGCCAAAUGCUCUCCAAACACCCGACAUCAUACGAAGUUGGUAAUUAUUUCCAUUUAAUAAGUCGGUACGUUUCAGUUCAGGAAGAUGACCACAACAUCCAUCCCAAGCAAUUUUGUAAGGCGUGUUACACGGGUAUGCUAUCACCAAGGAACAAAUGGGUGCCAACAGCAACCUGGGCAACACACAGACCAAACCCAAACUGUGCAGUUUGUACCAAUUCCCGAAAAAUGUCGCUUGGGGGGCGCCCUUCCAAGAAAAAAAGCACGGGUCGUCCCAAGAUAGACCGCUCAAUCAAUGCCACACUGGAUUCCCUGAAAGUAAAUUCAAGGGUGGCUGACAUUGUCAUCGACAAUGAAGAUUCCUUCAAAGAGAGGUUUGGGGUAGCUAAUGACAGCCCAUUUUGUUGCAGAAUAUGUGAAUGUGUCUUUGUUUGUCCUGUCUCAACACCUUGUGAACAUUUGUUUUGUAUGUCUUGUGUACAUAACUUGUUCGUGUCCGAUUUUUGUGUCCAUUUUUCAUGCCCCACCUGCCAUUCACAGAUACAUUUCCAGUCUCUAACUCCAGCACCCACAUACUUUCAGAACAUUCUUAAAAAAUCAGACAUAUCAUGCAAGCAAUGCAACACAAACCUCACUUAUGACAAAGCAACACAACACAGCCAUCCUUCCACUAGUGGAUCAAUAGUCGUACAUGAUCGACAUUAUAUUCACAAACAAACCAUCAACAACUUAAUCAGCCAACUCACCCCUCAGCAGAAGGAGGACAUUGGCACAGUCAUACUCAGAGAAAAGUUACAUGCUUCUAAAGACGGUGCUACUGCUGUAUACAGAACAAGAGGACAACCUCUGGUUACAAAACUAAUCACGAAGCCCCAAAAAAGUUCAGCAGACAGCACUCCAGCUACAAAGCGGAGAAGGAGCCUUCAACUCGCCAGCAUCAGGGAUGACAUCUCAGAGGGGUCAGCUGUCCAGUUCCAGCAUGAGGUCACCAUGGCUCACAGGGCAGGGGCUUUGGAUGACCCAUCUUCUAUCAAGAUCAAGGAUGUUGACAUGCUCACCAUGAGGUCAAUGCUUCGCCUUAGCUGGAAGAUGACAAGGAAACUAAAAAAAUGGCUAAAGGAGCACAACAUUGCAUCAGAUUGUGAAAAGAAGGUGCGGGCACAAGAGGCGAAAGUGAUCGGGGAUAACCUGGAGGGGGAAUGGGUUCCCCUCCAAUUCCACAAUGAGGAGAGGAAAGAGACAGAGAUCACUAAGACUCCGCUUGUCAAAGUUUCCUCAUUGGAGAGAAAGGUCAUGUCACUACUAGACGAAUACGAGAAGCUGAACCUUCUAUCCUUUGAUGACACAAGAGGGGAAGUAUGGCUGAAGGUCGGAGGGGAUAAGGGAGGUUCCUCCUUCAAGAUGAUGCUCCAAAUAUGCAAUGUGUCACGACCCAACAGUGUGCAGAACACCAUCAUUGUCCUCAUGUUUAAUGCUGUUGACAGCAUAUUCAAUCUACAGCUGGCUCUACAGGGGUUUUCUGCUGAGGUAGAACAACUAACAACUAAAACAUGGAGAGGCAGACCGUUGCGAGUAUUCCAUUUUGGGGACUAUGCUUACCUCUCUAAAAUCUAUGGCUUAACAGGUCCAAAUGGUUGUCACUGCUGCCUGUACUGUCUUGCCAGCAAGCAGGACAUGAUGAAGCUAGCAACUGAAAGAGGGGAGAGACAGAGUAGGACUCUAGCAACUCUUGAGGAACACCUCCACCAGUUCAAUCACUCUGGCUCCAAAAGGGCAAAGGACCACUUCAACGUAGUGCGUCAGCCCCUUGUUACAAUCCCCAUCGAUCAGGUAUGCCCUCCUGGACUACACAUAAGUCUUGGAUUGUUUCUGAAACACUUCAACAGUAUGGAGAAGGCAUGCCACCAGCUCGACCUCCAGACUGUGGCUUACCUUGCUCCACAGGACAACCCAGUCAACCUGUCAAAGAACAUGGUGUACAUGGUGGAGCGACAUAGACUGGAGGCUAGGCUGGCAGAGAAGGAAGAGGAGCGCAAGGAUUUGAUGGAGCAGCUAUCAUGCUUCAUUCUCCUGUAUCCUGAGGAAGCUGCUUCUCAACCACUCCAACUUCUCCAAGAAUCUGUCAAGGAAAAGGAUUCCGAGAUAAAUGAUGUGAAAGUUGCACUGAACAAGUCGAAGAAGGUAUCUGUGGCCAGUGGUAUGAUUGCAGCCAGCUUGGAUCAAGCCCUGCAAGAUAUGCAUGUUCAGAGACAGGCAUUUCACGGAAUGAGUUUUGUUGGCAACCACGUUCACAAGUGCCUCAAACCUGACAACAUCAUCAGACUUACCACAAGAGUAGCUGAUACGAUGAGGCAGCUGUGCCCAGACAGUGAGCCACUCAUCAGGGAAGCAGAACAGGUUGCAGCUACGUACCGCAAUCUUUUCACUCUCUUUGGUCGCUGUCAUGUUGCCAUCAACACAUGUGGGUUUCUGAAGGACGACAAAAUAAAUGAACUAGAGAGUAACAUCAAGGACUACCUCCACUUCUUUCGAACCAAUUUCCCCACCGAAUCAGUGCCUCCCAAAAUGCACCUCCUUGAGGAACACAUUGUGCCAUGGCUUCGAAAAUGGCGAGCAACGAUGGGAACGAUGGGGGAACAAGGAGGAGAGAGUGUCCAUGCGCAGAUAAACAAUAUCAAGAGGGACCUGCGAGGUUAUAACAAUGACCUGGACCUGCUCUUGAGGACUGUCAAAGGCCAAUGGCUGGCCAGUAACCCCCAGACAUACAAACUAUACAUGUAAUUCACCUUAAAGGCAUCAUUUAACAAUGUUAAAUCUGACAUGCAGGGCCCUAUGUGUAUC